GAACCUCCUUCUGAUCAUAACCAAUGAUACAGUGAAGAAGGCAAUGGAAGACCAUAUACCGCAUGAAACCACUUCGGUGGUAACACCGUUCCUCACAAAACAUCUAUACGACCAGAGUCACAUCCCCUCUGACAACUUUGACAAGUUCUGCUACCGCCACAACCCUGAAAUCAAAUGUAACAAACUCACGGACCACAAAAAGAUGAAACAGAUCCAGCGCGACCUCGAGACAUUACCGCUGAGCGACCAGGAGGCCAUCAGUCAUGUGUGGUCCAUCUUCAGCGCCGCGCCCAACCCGCACCGCACACUCAUCCUCCAGGGCAUUCUCUCGCAGUGCUGUUUCCCACACCUCUCGUUUGUAUCGCAGGAGGUUGUCAAGCUCAUCAAGAUUGACUUCAUCUCCAUUUUGCCCUGUGAGGUGGCCCUCAAGAUCCUCUGCCACCUCGACUGCGCGUCCUUGUGCAACGCCGCGCAGGUGUCGCGCAAGUGGAAGCGCCUCGCCGACGACGACCGUGUUUGGCAUCACAUGUGCGAACAGCAUAUUGACAAAAAGUGUCCGCAGUGCGGCUGGGGCCUCCCCUUGAUGCACAUGAAGCGUGCCAGAGAAGUUCCUGAGAGAAAGAUCGAAGAGAUUGAGACCCAGAGUGAGCCGAUUGAACAGGUUGAGACGCAUAUUGAACAGACAGGGACGCAGGUUGAACUGACAGAGAUACAGGCUGAGCCUCGAGCCUCCCAAGGCGAACGAAAGAGAAAGAUGGCGACCGACGCCCCUGUAAAGAGAGCCAAACCGGAAGUACGGAAACGGCCGUGGAAGUCCGUCUACUCCGAACGUUUCAAGGUGGAACGCAACUGGCGCAAGGGGACGUACAACAUCAAAACGUUCCGCGGUCACACGGACGGCGUGACGUGCCUCCAGUUCAACCACAAGUACCUCAUGACCGGCUCGUACGACACCACAAUCAAGAUCUGGAACGUCACCAGCGGUAAGCUCCUCAGAACGCUCUCCGGCCACACCAAGGGGGUACGCGCGUUGGCGUUUGACGAACAGAAGUUGAUCACCGGUGGGUUGGACUCGGUGAUCAAGGUCUGGAACUACCACACCGGCCAGUGCAUCUCGACGUACAAGGGCCACGCCGAUUCGGUUGUUUCAGUGGACUUUCACGACAAAACAAUUGUUUCCGGCUCUGCCGACCACACCAUCAAGGUCUGGCAUGUCGACAGCCGCACGUGCUACACGUUGCGCGGGCACACUGACUGGGUCAACUCCGUCAAGAUCCACGCAGCAUCGAACACCAUCUUCAGCGCUAGCGACGACACCACUGUGCGCAUGUGGGACAUGACAUCGAACCGCUGUUUGCAGGUUUUUGGCGGAAUGGAGAAUCGUGGGCAUAUUGGCCAGGUCCAAUGCGUGAUUCCGUUUUCGUACAACGACGUCUUUGUUGAGGACCACGCUGAUAGCGACUCCGAGACCGAUCCCGUGCAGAGCGAAGUCGAGAGCACCCCUCCGUUGAAUCCCCUUUACCCCACCCAUUUGCUCACGUCUGCCCUUGACAACACCAUCAAGGUGUGGGACGUGGCCACCGGCAAGUGCAUCCGCACGCAGUUUGGUCACUUGGAGGGUGUAUGGUCGAUCGCGGCGGAUAACUUCCGCAUUAUCAGCGGUGCCCACGACCGUUUGAUCAAAGUCUGGGACUUGCAGACGGGGAAGUGCAUGAACACUUUUGGUGCGUUUUCGAGUGUAUCGAGCGUUGCGUUGGGCGAUUCGGCGUUUGUUGCGGGGCUUGAGAACGGAGACGUGAAGAUGUAUUCGUUUGAUGAUCUAAGUACCUAAAUGCAUGUGUUUUGGGUUAUACAAGGAGCUUACCAGGUUGUGAGUAUUUCGACCCUUCUGAACGUAUUUCUGGUGAUUUCAAUCCUGCUUAGGGCAUCUUUGGUGGUUUUCUGAAGCAUCAUAGGACUAGCGAUCUUUUACUGAUUUAAAGACAGGCUUUUUCAUGGUAUUUCCUCUAAAUGCAUUUCUUUUUGACCUUUCCACUUCCUAUUUCAUACAUAUUUCUUUCAAGCUUACGGUUUCGUGCUUUUCGUUUAUUUGGCUAGGGUAUUCCAUGGUUUUCUUUCGUCGCAAGCGACUGGAUAUAAUGUUAUUAAAAAUCCAUGUAGUUCAACACCGG
This is a messenger RNA of Babjeviella inositovora NRRL Y-12698, 2171 nucleotides long. Its product is annotated as ubiquitin-binding SDF ubiquitin ligase complex subunit. Gene Ontology annotation, molecular function: protein binding. The coding region runs from base 44 to 1831 and encodes 595 amino acids. Lineage: Eukaryota; Fungi; Ascomycota; Pichiomycetes; Serinales. The transcript has a single exon. The record is from RefSeq and is a predicted model, not a curated record.